Saccharomycopsis crataegensis is the source of this 1791-nucleotide messenger RNA. It is a transcript of the gene NOP7, whose product is annotated as mRNA-binding ribosome synthesis protein NOP7. Gene Ontology annotation, biological process: ribosome biogenesis; maturation of LSU-rRNA from tricistronic rRNA transcript (SSU-rRNA, 5.8S rRNA, LSU-rRNA). Gene Ontology annotation, cellular component: PeBoW complex; nucleolus. The record is from RefSeq and is a predicted model, not a curated record. Bases 1 to 1791 code for a protein of 596 amino acids. The transcript has a single exon. Gene Ontology annotation, molecular function: RNA binding. NCBI's taxonomy places the organism in Eukaryota, Fungi, Ascomycota, Saccharomycetes, Ascoideales, Saccharomycopsidaceae.
AUGGGGAAAAUAAAGAAGAGAGGAACAACUGGUAACGCCAAAAACUUCAUUACCAGAACCCAGGCCGUCAAGAAGCUUCAGGUCUCUUUGGCAGACUUCCGUCGGCUCUGUAUUUUCAAAGGGAUUUAUCCUCGUGAACCAAGAAAUAAAAAGAAGGCCAACAAAGGUUCCACCAAACCGGUCACUUUCUAUUACUCCAAAGAUAUUCAAUACUUGCUCCAUGAACCUAUUUUGAAUAAGUUCCGUGAACACAAGACUUUUGCCAAAAAAUUGAACAAGGCUUUAUCCAAGGGGGAGAUUGGUGAUGCCAAAAGACUCGAUUCCAAUAGAUCCCACUACACAUUAGAUCAUAUCAUCAAGGAACGUUACCCAACCUUCAUCGAUGCCGUUAGAGACAUUGAUGAUGCUCUCAAUAUGAUCUUCUUGUUUGCCAACAUGCCAGCAACUGAUAAAAUCGACACCAAAGUUAUUGAUGAUUGUAAAAAAAUUUCCAAUCAAUGGCACGCAUACGUUAGUGAACAGAAUGCGUUAGAAAAAGUGUUUGUUUCCAUUAAAGGGGUUUACUACAGUGCCAAAGUCCAAGGUCAAGAAGUUAUCUGGUUGUCGCCGUUCAAGUUUCCACAGAACAUCCCAUCCGAUAUCGAUUUCCGUAUCAUGUUGACCUUUUUGGAAUUUUACGUUACUUUACUCAAGUUUGUAUUAUUCAAAUUAUACAAGGAUGCCAACUUGGUAUACCCACCAAAAAUCAACGAAGAAAACUCCAAGAUUUUCAGUGGGUUGAGCAGUUAUGUUUUAGAAUUGAGAAAUUCUAACGAGACUUCUGAUGUGAAGGUUGUUGAUGGUAGAAAUAUUGAAGCUGAAAAAUUGGACGCCGCAGAAAUUUCCAAAGCCUUGAAAGCUGACAAUGAAGAAAAUGCUGAUGUUGAUCAAGACGAAGAUGACAAUAAAUUGGAUGAGUUCGAAUCCACCAACACCAAAUCACAUGCUGAUAAGUUAUUCCAACCAAAGAAUCUUGAUAAAAACGACGUUGACCCAACCAAGAACUUGUUCAAGGGUAUGACUUUCUUUGUUGGUCGUGAAGUCAACAUUGAAUUCCUUGAAUUUGUUUUGCUUUCUUUCAAUGGUAAGGUCUUUAGUGAAAUCAUGCUUGAUGCCAUUCCUCCAGCGGAACGUGAGCAAUUAUUGGCCGAUGUUGUGUUUACUCAUCAAAUCACCGAUCGUCCAGUGGUGAAGAAUAAGAUUCUAGGAAGAACCUAUGUCCAACCUCAAUGGAUUUUCGAUUGUGUUAAUAAACAGAAAUUGUUGCCUGUUAAUGACUACGCUCCAGGUGAAACUUUACCUCCACACUUGUCACCAUGGGGUGAUGCUAGUGGUUACGACCCUGAAGCUAAGAAGGCUACUACUGAAGAAGAAAUGGAAGACGAAGAAGACGAAGACGAAGAUAUCGAAGAAGACGAAGAAGAAGAAGAAGAAGAAGAAGAAGAAGAAGAAGGUGACUUGGAAGCUCAAAAGGAAUUGGAACUUGAAGCUCAAGGUGUUAAAUACAGUGAAGCCAGUAAGACUGAAUCUGAACCAACCAAACCUUCCAAGAAGAGAAAUCAUUCAAACUUGACCAAGGAAGAAAAGGAAGCUGCUGAAGAAAAAGAAAUGAAGAAGAUCAUGAUGAGCAAUAAACAAAGAAAAUUGCACAAGAAGAUGGAAUACAGCAAUAAACAAAAGGACGACAGAAACAAGCAAUUGGCCAGUAAGAAACGGAAACUCGAAAAGGCUAAAAAGAACUUGUCUGGUUAA